UUGGCGGGGAAGGGGGCGGAGAGGCUUCCACGUUCCUCGAAUCUGGGGCAAGGCAAAGCCAAGGGGAAAAAGAAAAAAAAGAAAGAAAGAAAGAGAGAGAGAGAGAGAGAGAAAGCGUCCGGAAGUUGCCAAUCGCCUUGCAGAGCCAGUGGCUGGCUUGGCUGCGCUGCGCUUGGAGCGAAAGGGCCAAAGGAGAGUCGCUGAAGGCGGCAGAAGGGAAAGCUGGACGCCUCUUUUCCCGGGACUUUUCCCCCUGCUCGAGGCUCGGGGAGCCUCUGCAUGGCCCUCCGCUAAGGGAGCUUGGCCAGCCCAGAGUCCCGGACCUUCUCCGCCUGCGUUCGGCCAUGGCUCUGGCGGAGCAGCAGCUUCUCCUGCGGGGCUCGCGGUGGCUCUUCCUGGCCGCCCUGGUGCUCACCUGUGACGGGCGAGGCGGGCAGAGGGAGGACGGGGGCGCCGCCUGCUACGGGGGCUUCGACCUCUACUUCAUCCUGGACAAAUCAGGAAGCGUCCUACACCACUGGAGUGAAAUCUAUUACUUUGUGGAACAUCUGGCUCACAAAUUCAUAAGCCCCCAGUUGAGAAUGUCCUUCAUUGUCUUCUCCAAUCAUGGCUUAACCCUCAUGGACCUGACAGAAGACAGGGAAAAAAUCCGUCAAGGCUUAGAUGAGCUUCAGAAGGUCUUGCCAGGAGGAGACACCUACAUGCACGAAGGAUUUGAAAGGGCCAGUGAGCAAAUUUACCACGAAAAUGUUCAAGGUUAUAGGACCGCCAGUGUCAUUAUUGCCUUGACGGAUGGAGAACUCCAUGAGGACUUUUUCUUCUAUUCUGAACGAGAGGCCAACCGGUCCCGUGAGCUGGGAGCAACGGUAUACUGUGUCGGUGUGAAGGACUUCAAUGAAACUCAGUUGGCUCGAAUCGCUGACAGCAAGGAUCACGUCUUCCCUGUGAAUGAUGGCUUCGAAGCUCUCCAGGGAAUCAUAGACUCUAUUCUGAAGAAAUCUUGCAUUGAAAUCCUUGCUGCAAAGCCUUCCAGUAUCUGUGCAGGCGAAUCCUUCCAAGUUGUGGUGACAGGAAAUGGCUUCCGACAUGCCCGGAAUGUGGAUCGAGUCCUCUGUAGCUUCAGAAUCAACGAGACAGUCACGCUUAUGCUUUAUAGCGUUGUUUGGAGAGUAGGAGUUGAGACAGUUGAUGUCCAGGAUUCCCUCCAUGGUUACCACCAUGUUUUACAGCUUCCAGCAUGCUCCAAAGAUAACACCUCGUGGAGGGCAUUGCAGGAAUCCAGCAACGAGGACAUCAUCCUGCUUGCAAACAAUGCCUAUGAGAGGAAGCUGAGCAUCAAUUGGUACUGCAUCUAG
Molecule: messenger RNA, 1355 nt
Organism: Pantherophis guttatus
Lineage: Eukaryota; Metazoa; Chordata; Lepidosauria; Squamata; Colubridae
Source: RefSeq, a predicted model, not a curated record